GAGGGGUUUGGUUUGGAUGUAAAAACCCGUGACGGACAAAGUGCACUACACUGUGCAGCUAGAGAAGGACAGCUGGUGACGGUCAACUUUAUUCUGGGUCAAGGAGGUCUAGUCAAUCUCAGAGAUGUGAACGGUAGAACUAGUCUGUUCCUCGCUAUUUCCGGCCAGCAUGUGGAAACUUGUAAAAGUCUUCUUGAAGCGGGCGCUGAGCUUUUCACUGAUAAAUCCUACCUAAACCUGGAAGAGUUAGCGCGCAAACCUGAGCUUAAACGACUCAUAAACCUGACCUCGGCCCUGUACAGUCAGUACAACAAGGAGGUCAAGAACCUCAACAUCCUGGGGGUAGAUAUUGAUGCCCAGCUGAUAUCGCGAGCACAAGCGAGUUCUUCUCCUGGACUUGUCUUCCAGUGUUUGGAUAUAAUGGAUGAAUCUGCUCCUGCCAGGAUUAAGGAGUUCUUGAAGGAGAGUGGCAGAGACAAGUUUCAUAUCAUUUUCGUUUUCAGACGGAAGGUUUAA
Messenger RNA from Eurytemora carolleeae, 516 nucleotides. RefSeq names its product ankyrin repeat domain-containing protein 16. The record is from RefSeq and is a predicted model, not a curated record. NCBI's taxonomy places the organism in Eukaryota, Metazoa, Arthropoda, Copepoda, Calanoida, Temoridae. Gene Ontology annotation, molecular function: protein binding. The transcript has 5 exons. The annotation marks the transcript as partial.